AUGGGAGGGUUGCUAUUUAAGCACCCCUUUUUGGGGAGCUUUGUUGAGUCUGGGGGAGCAUUCCAGACAGUGUUAAUCUUCUUUCUGAUUCCAUGUUCUUUGACUGUGGAUUAUAGAGCAGCACCCAUUAUAUCAAAUGCCCCUUUCCUUUGGGUCUGGAAUGCCCCAACUGAACCUUGUGUUGGAAACUUUACUAACUCAAUAGAUCUGAGCCUCUUCCCAUUAAUCGGAAGCCCCCGAAAAACUGCCAUAGGGCAGCCUGCCACACUAUUUUAUGUUGAUCGACUUGGCCUCUAUCCUCACAUAGAUCCAAAACAAGUAGACCAUUAUGGAGGAAUACCUCAGUUGGGGAAUUUGCAAGAUCACUUGGCCAAAGCCAGGACUGACAUAGAACACUAUAUUCCAGUAGACAAAGUGGGCUUAGCUAUCAUUGACUGGGAAGAAUGGAGGCCCACGUGGAUGAGAAACUGGAAACCCAAGGAUAACUAUAGGAACAAGUCUAUUGACUUGGUCCUGAAAAAUAAUCCAGGACUUAGUUACGCAGAGGCCACCCAGAAAGCCAUAGUAGAAUUUCAAAACGCAGGCAGGAACUUCAUGGAACAGACAUUAAGACUGGGGAAAUCAGUUCGGCCAAAACACUUAUGGGGCUAUUACCUUUUUCCUGAUUGUUAUAACAAUAAAUUUCAAGACCCUGCAUAUGAUGGGCAUUGUCCUAAAGUGGAAGAACAAAGAAACAAUGAUCUUGGCUGGUUGUGGAAAGAAAGCACUGGCCUUUACCCAUCUGUCUACUUGAAGAAAGACUUGAAGUCGAAUCGACAAGCUACACUCUAUGUCCGUUUCCGAGUUGUGGAAUCUAUCAGAGUGUCCAAAGUCCGGAAUGAAACGGAUCCGAUCCCAGUUUUUGUUUAUGUUCGUCUUGUUUUUACUGAUCACGUUAACGAAUUUCUUAUGGAGGAAGACCUUGUGAAUACACUUGGUGAAAUUGUUGCUCUGGGUCCUGCUGGAAUUAUAAUAUGGGAUGCUAUGACUUUAAUACAACGUGCGCCAGGUUGCCCAGUCCUACAUAAAUACAUGGAGACAGUCCUGAAUCCAUACAUAAUCAACGUCACCCUAGCAGCCAAAAUGUGCAGCCAAACACUUUGUGAGGAUAAAGGCGUGUGUACAAGAAAAAAUGAAAGUUCAGAUGUGUAUCUUCACUUGAACCCAAAUCAUUUCGAUAUUACAUUAAUGGAAGAUGGAAAGUUUGGAGUGAAGGGUAGCCCCAGGGUUGGAGACCUGGAAUAUUUUCAUGAACAUUUUAAAUGCAGCUGUUUUGCGAACAUGAAUUGUGAGGAGAAUCCUCAUAUAGACUACGUACCAGAAGUUAAAGUGUGUACAGGUGACAACGUUUGUAUAGAAAGCCACGUAGAGCCUGACCCAGCCUUCUACCUCCUACCUGGCAAAAGACUUCUCGUUCUAACAGUACUCACUCACAUACUGCUUCAUCUGCCACAAGAUUCUUUUUUUUUCCGGGAAACAUGCUAG
Messenger RNA from Psammomys obesus (fat sand rat), 1524 nucleotides. RefSeq names its product hyaluronidase PH-20-like. Gene Ontology annotation, biological process: carbohydrate metabolic process; fusion of sperm to egg plasma membrane involved in single fertilization; hyaluronan catabolic process. Gene Ontology annotation, cellular component: acrosomal vesicle. The transcript is spliced from 3 exons. The record is from RefSeq and is a predicted model, not a curated record. The coding region runs from base 1 to 1524 and encodes 507 amino acids. NCBI's taxonomy places the organism in Eukaryota, Metazoa, Chordata, Mammalia, Rodentia, Muridae. Gene Ontology annotation, molecular function: hyalurononglucosaminidase activity.